AUGGCUUCCGCACCGUGGAAGCUCUUCUCGGCACUUGCCUUUGCUGGAGCAUACGGCCUGUGGUCUAACUCAUCGUCUACAUGUGACAGUGAGCCCAACGCCCUGCUCCAACAUCACCGGACUGCCGUGGAGAAGGCGGACGUGUUCACGUUUAAG
Molecule: messenger RNA, 156 nt
Organism: Symbiodinium natans
Lineage: Eukaryota; Dinophyceae; Suessiales; Symbiodiniaceae
Source: the annotation of a GenBank genome assembly